AUGAUCCUCCAGUCCUCUGGGUUGGGCCUCUGGUGCUGGUCCUCUGGGGGUGGGCCUCUGGGGUGGGCCUCUGGUGCUGGUCCUCUGGUGCUGGUCCUCUGGGGUGGGCCUCUGGUGCUGGUCCUCUGGUGCUGGUCCUCUGGUGCUGGUCCACUGGUGCUGGUCCUCUGGUGCUGGUCCUCUGGGUUGGGCCUCUGGGGUGGGCCUCUGGUGCUGGUCCUCUGGUGCUGGUCCUCUGGUGCUGGUCCUCUGGGGUGGGCCUCUGGGGUGGGCCUCUAUGGUGGGCCUCUGGGGUGGGCCUCUGGGGUGGGCCUCUGGGUUGGGCCUCUGGGUUGGGCCUCUGGGGUGGGCCUCUGGGUUGGGCCUCUGGGGUGGGCCUCUAUGGUGGGCCUCUAUGGUGGGCCUCUGGGGUGGGCCUCUGGGGUGGGCCUCUAUGGUGGGCCUCUGGGUUGGGCCUCUGGGGUGGGCCUCUGGGUUGGGCCUCUAUGGUGGGCCUCUGGGGUGGGCCUCUAUGGUGGGCCUCUGGGGUGGGCCUCUGGGUUGGGCCUCUGGGGUGGGCCUCUAUGGUGGGCCUCUGGGGUGGGCCUCUGGGUUGGGCCUCUGGGUUGGGCCUCUGGGGUGGGCCUCUAUGGUGGGCCUCUGGGGUGGGCCUCUGGGGUGGGCCUCUGGGUUGGGCCUCUGGGUUGGGCCUCUGGGUUGGGCCUCUGGGUUGGGCCUCUGGGGUGGGCCUCUAUGGUGGGCCUCUGGGGUGGGCCUCUGGGGUGGGCCUCUAUGGUGGGCCUCUGGGGUGGGCCUCUGGGGUGGGCCUCUGGGGUGGGCCUCUAUGGUGGGCCUCUAUGGUGGGCCUCUGGGGUGGGCCUCUGGGGUGGGCCUCUAUGGUGGGCCUCUGGGUUGGGCCUCUGGGGUGGGCCUCUGGGUUGGGCCUCUAUGGUGGGCCUCUGGUGUGGGCCUCUGGGUUGGGCCUCCUUAGAAGAUGACCCAACCGUGUCCUUGACCACUGUCUCUUGA
This is a messenger RNA of Knipowitschia caucasica, 1008 nucleotides long. Lineage: Eukaryota; Metazoa; Chordata; Actinopteri; Gobiiformes; Gobiidae. The record is from the annotation of a GenBank genome assembly.